ACGCGCGCCACUUGUGAUUUGUGAGGAUAUGUCAGCCAGUUCCACGCUCCGGUUCGGUCCUUUCUUUCGCCUCCGGGCCUCCGGCAUUCCGAUUCAUCUCCUCCCUGCCUCAAGCCCAGAUGCCGCCGCUCGUGUCUCCUGCGGCCUUGCAUGUGUCCCAAUCGCGGCCUCCCCCCCCCCCCCGGCGCCCUGCCCUCUCUCCCUCCCGCGUUCCACGACCUACGCAGAGAGGAGUAGCGCGUCCUCGAAGGGCUGGAUGUCGCUCCUGCCGUCGUCGGCGUCAUCUGGGUGGACGUCAUCGGCAGGCAGGAGCUCGUUGAUGUUCAGGGGGCUCAUCGCAACAGCGCUGAGCUCCUGAGGGCGAGCGCCGCGGCUCUGCCCUUUCAUCGACAUCUUGCUAGGAGCUGGAGCAAGUGAAACAACCAAUAGAACAAGCUUAGAGUUCAAUAAGGCGUCGGGAUGCGGCUGCGCGGUCGAGGGCGAGAAGUGCAAUCUCUUCUCGGCUGAUCUGUUUGACAUUGGAUCUAUGCGGCGUACAGUUCCUCUCCUGUGCAGUUCUUUCUCAGCACAAGAUUCCUCUCAACAUAAGCACCCCACCCACAAUAAUGGGGACUAUUGUGGGCAAGUUUGGAAAUAUUGCAAAAGCACAGCAAUGUCGAACUCUCCUUUCCGGCCUUUCGCAUGGAGAAAGGUUGGGCUUAUUGGUUCAUCUUCCAUGCUUACUGAUUUUUGGCAAUCAGAAAAAGACUUUUGUGGGUCUCUUUCCGAUACACCAAAGAAUCAGUUAGUAUGCUUCAAUGGGCAUGGGGUCUCAUUUAACACUAGGAGGAAUUCUUCACCAGCUCCUAAUGGGAUCUGCCUUGAGAAGAUCAGUAAUGGAACCUAUCUUAACAUGGUUGCUCACCCCGAUGGGUCUAGCAAAGCCUUCUUCUGCAGACAGGAUGGGAAGAUAUGGUUGGCCACAGUUCCUGAACAAGGAACGAGAGACAGCCUACAACUUGAUGAGACAAUCCCAUUUCUUGAUCUUGCAACUGAAGGUCACCUCAGUUCAGAGCUUGGACUCGUGGGUGUGGCAUUUCAUCCCGAUUUUGUAAACAAUGGACGCUUCUUUGUUUCAUACAUUUGUGAUGGAACUCAGUCAUCCAACUGUGCUGGUAGGUGUUCGUGUGAUCGUGAAGUGGGGUGUGACCCUUCAAAGCUCCGCCCUGAUAAUGGUGUCGUCCCUUGCCGGUACCAACUACUUAUCUCAGAGUAUUCAGCAAAAGGUUCAUCAUCAAGCUUUUCCGAGGCAACAUAUGCCGAUCCAUCGGAAGUCAGAAGGGUCUUCUCAAUGGGGUUGCCAUACGUAUCUAACCAUGCCGGUCAGCUCCUUUUUGGACCUACUGAUGGGUACCUGUACUUUUUUACUGGACAUGGUGGAAUUAGGGGUGACCCCUUCAACUUCUCCCAGAAUGGAAAAUCUCUUUUAGGAAAAGUCUUGAGGCUUGACAUUGAUGAACUUCCAGAGAUGAAUGAGGUCUCUAACAAAAGCUUAUGGGGUAAUUAUACCAUUCCAAAAGACAAUCCCCAUACUGGCGACAGCAACUUACAGCCAGAAAUUUGGGCCUUGGGUCUUGAAAACCCAUGGAGGUGCAGCUUUGACUCCCUGAGGCCUUUCCACUUGUACUGUGCAGACGAUGGCCAGGAACAAUACAAAGUGGUAGAUUUGAUAUCCAAGGGUGGAAACUACGGGUGGAGUGGUGCAUAUAAGGACCAGGACGUUCACUAUCCACCGUGGGCUUCUCAAGGAACCAAACCAACAAAUGGCAUCAUCUUCCCAAUAAUGGGCUAUAAGGUCCCUUCUACCACCGAAUCUGCAGCGAUAGUUGGUGGGCAUGUGUACCGUGGGUCUGCCGACCCUUGCUUGUAUGGAAGGUACCUAUUUGCGGAUAUGUACUCAUCUGCCAUGUGGACUGGCACGGUUAACACUGAUGGCAGUGGUAAAUAUACCUCUGCUUCCAUCCCACUGAGCUGUUCUGAGAAGACACCACUUCCCUGUGAUGAUUCCACAGACAGCCCUCUUGGCCCAAUCUUUUCGUUUGGCCAGGAUAACAAGCAAGAUGGCUUCAUCUUGGUGAGCCAAGGUGUCUACCGGAUUGUCCAGCCUAGCCUAUGCGACUAUGUUUGUGUGAAUGAUGCUACUACAGAACAAGCGGCAGCUUCUGUUUCUGUUGGUAGUCAAGGGUUGCCAACAAUUCUAAAAGCGCUGAUAGGUGUGGUGGUGUCAGUUUUCGGCACAGCUGGAGCUAUCUAUCUAGUUCGUACAUGUUUCUGUAACAACUCAGUAAUAUUGGGCAAUCGCAUAGCAACUAUGCAAGUAAUCAAUAACACUACCACGGCGGAGAUAAUUCUUCCUUGGCGACAACAACCAAAGCUGGUGACAUUGAAUUGGCUGUAACUAAGCCUGCAAAGGAGUAUCAUGCUCGCUAGUUGGUUAUUAUGGUCUUCACAUUGUGUACCAGCUGUUGUGUUCAUUCAUGGAACCACACGUUGUAUACUUAUUUCAUUGGCCUGUUUUCUUUGAGUUCUUUCUACAGCCUUUGCAAGAAACAUCUGAAGAGUUGUGUAUUUAAUUGUUCAUGUUCUUUGUAAUUGACUCAAAUCGGUGAUAUUAGCAAGUAAUUGGUACUCAUGGUUAGUGUAUAAACAUUGUUGGAUGUGAGUAAUUGUAUGCAUGCGGAUGAAUGUGCUA
This is a messenger RNA of Brachypodium distachyon (stiff brome), 2731 nucleotides long. RefSeq names its product HIPL1 protein. The coding region runs from base 527 to 2437 and encodes 636 amino acids. The transcript is spliced from 6 exons. Lineage: Eukaryota; Viridiplantae; Streptophyta; Magnoliopsida; Poales; Poaceae. The record is from RefSeq and is a predicted model, not a curated record.